AUGUUCAACGCAACGACCGGGACCUUCAAUGCGACUCUUUUCAACAACACCGACCUCUGUACGCUUGAUACUUGCCCCUUAGAUUGGGCUCAAGUUAAUUAUAUCCCGUCCCUUGGUGGUAACUUGCUAUACGUCGGGAUCUUCGGCCUCGCUUUGUUAUCGCAAAUCGGACUCGGUAUAUACUACAAAACAUGGACUUAUCUGAUUGCCAUGGUUGGUGGUUUGGUCGGGGAGAUUAUUGGAUAUAUUGGACGUGUGCAGAUGCACUAUAACCCGUUCCCUCAGACUCAAUUCCUUGAGUACCUGGUCUGCCUUACAAUUGCCCCCGCCUUCCUCUCGGCCGCUGUUUACCUCUGCUUCUCACGCAUCGUCAUCGUCUACGGCUCAAGAAUCUCCCGCUUCCGACCCAAGACCUACACCUACCUCUUCAUUGCAGGUGACUUCAUCGCCCUUUUGCUUCAGGCAGCCGGAGGCGGUAUCGCCGCCAGUGCAACUGGCACCACACAACAAACGGGUAUCAACAUCAUGAUUGCCGGUGUCUCAUGGCAAGUGUUCAGUCUCGCCGUCUUUGCAGCUCUCUGCACGGACUUUGCUCUUCGCGUCCGCCGUGCGCGAACCCUAGAUCUCAACUCGCAAUACGACGCCUUGCGCUCUUCGCGCCAAUUCCAGUUUUUCCUCUGUUCUCUCGGAAUCGCUACUUUGACUAUCUUCGUUCGAUCCGUGUUCCGUUGCGCCGAGCUGUCCGGCGGUUUUAACGGCUCUUUGGCCAAUAACGAGAUUACGUUUAUGGUUCUUGAGGGUGCUAUGAUUUCUAUCGCGGUGAUUGCGUUGACUUCAUUCCAUCCUGGAUUAAUCUGGAAGGGUGAAUGGCGCGAGUUAUCUAGGAGUAUGCGUGCACGUCAGGAUGGGAAGGAUUACCACGCUGGUGCCUUGCUGUCCACCUCUGAUAUUGAUCGGGAAAGUGCCUAUCAAAUGAGGUAG
Talaromyces marneffei is the source of this 981-nucleotide messenger RNA. RefSeq lists its product as uncharacterized. Lineage: Eukaryota; Fungi; Ascomycota; Eurotiomycetes; Eurotiales; Trichocomaceae. The transcript is spliced from 2 exons. The record is from RefSeq and is a predicted model, not a curated record. Bases 1 to 981 code for a protein of 326 amino acids. Gene Ontology annotation, cellular component: plasma membrane; fungal-type vacuole.